This is a messenger RNA of Pelodiscus sinensis (Chinese soft-shelled turtle), 8584 nucleotides long. It is a transcript of the gene VCPIP1, whose product is annotated as valosin containing protein interacting protein 1. The record is from RefSeq and is a predicted model, not a curated record. Gene Ontology annotation, biological process: protein K11-linked deubiquitination; Golgi reassembly; endoplasmic reticulum membrane fusion. Lineage: Eukaryota; Metazoa; Chordata; Testudines; Trionychidae. Gene Ontology annotation, molecular function: cysteine-type deubiquitinase activity.
CGGGCAACGGCCGGGGCAGAGAAGAAGCAGUAAGCGGUGGUGCCGGUCGCUUCCGCGUUCCGCGGGGGGUUCGUGCGCCGCGGUUGGGAACAAGGGUGGAAUCCGUCGGGCUCCGGCCGUUACCCGGGGCGAGGGGAUGAGCCUGUGAGGGGGGCGAAGCUAGCGGGGAGACUGGCCACUGCGGAGAGAUGUCCCAACCGCCGCCGCCUCCGCAGCAGCAGCCUGUCGCCAAGAAGCGGGACCGGCGCAUCUUCUCGGGAACCUGCCCGGACCCCAGCUGCCAGGCGCGCCUCUUCUUCCCCGCCCAUGGGCCGCUGAGCAGCGGCAGCAUCGAGUGCACGGACUGCGGGCAGCGCCACGAGCAGCGGCAGCUGCUGGGCGUGGAGGAGGUGACGGACCCGGACCUGGUGCUGCACAACCUGCUGCGGAACGCGCUGCUGGGGGUGAGCGGCGGGGCCCCCCCUAGGAAGAACACGGAGCUGGUCAAAGUUAUGGGCCUGUCCAAUUAUCACUGCAAGCUGCUCUCCCCCAUCCUGGCCCGUUAUGGCAUGGACAAGCAAACGGGCAAGGCCAAGCUUCUCUCCGAGAUGAACCAGGGGGAUGUCUUUGACUGUGCUCUCCUGGGCGACCGUGCCUUCCUCAUCGAGCCUGAGCAUGUCGACACAAUGGGAUAUGGCAAGGACCGUUCUGGCAGCCUCCUCUACUUGCAUGACACCCUGGAGGAUAUCAAGAAAGCCAAUAACAGCCAGGAGUGCCUGAUCCCUGUUCAUGUGGAUGGUGAUGGUCACUGCCUGGUCCAUGCUGUCUCCCGGGCACUGGUGGGCAGGGAGCUGUUCUGGCACGCGCUCCGGGAGAACCUGAAGAAACACUUCAAGGAGAACCUGAGCCGCUACAAGGCUCUCUUCCACGAUUUCAUUGAUGCGGUAGAAUGGGAGGACAUAAUCAAUGAAUGUGACCCUUUGUUUAUACCUCCGGAAGGCGUGCCAUUGGGUCUGCGAAACAUUCACAUCUUUGGCUUGGCCAAUGUGCUUCAUCGGCCCAUCAUCCUGCUGGAUUCCUUGAGUGGAAUGCGUAGCUCAGGAGAUUACUCAGCUACCUUCCUCCCUGGGCUUAUACCUGUAGAGAAAUGUAUGGGAAAAGAUGGCAUGUUGAAUAAACCUAUUUGUAUUGCAUGGAGUAGCUCUGGACGUAACCAUUAUAUUCCUCUGGUUGGAAUAAAAGGUGCUGCUUUACCUAAACUGCCUUUGAAAUUGCUUCCUAAAGCUUGGGGAGUUCCUCAGGAUCUCAUCAGAAAGUAUAUCAAACUGGAGGAGGAUGGUUGUGUGAUUGGAGGAGAUAGAAGUUUGCAAGACAAAUACUUACUGAGACUGGUUGCUGCAAUGGAGGAAGUGUUCAUGAAUAAGCAUGGUAUUCAUCCUAGUUUAGUUGCUGAUGUACAUCAGUAUUUCUACAGAAGAACUGGUGUAAUAGGAGUUCAACCUGAAGAUGUUACUGCAGCUGCCAAAAAAGCAGUGAUAGACAACCGCCUUCACAAGUGUCUAAUCUGUGGUGCCCUUUCAGAGCUUCAUGUUCCUCUGGAAUGGCUGGCUCCAGGAGGGAAACUGUAUAACCUGGCCAAAAGUACUCAUGGCCAGCUGAGGCCUGACAAAAAUUACAGCUUCCCUCUCAAUAGUUUGGUGUGCUCUUACAAUUCUGUGAAGGAUGUCCUGGUGCCUGACUACAAUCUGAGUAGCUUGACUGCUUGUAACUGGUGUCAUGGUACUUUGGUUCGUCGUGUCAGAGGAGAUGGGUCUGUUGUGUAUCUGGAUGGGGACAGAACUAAUACUAGAUCCACGGGUGGUAAAUGUGGCUGUGGAUUCAAGCACUAUUGGGAUGGUAAAGAAUAUGACAAUCUCCCUGAAGCCUUUCCUAUUACUUUAGAAUGGGGUGGAAGAGUGGUGAGAGAGACUGUAUAUUGGUUCCAGUAUGAAAGUGAUACUACUCUUAACAGUAAUGUGUAUGAUGUUGCAAUGAAACUUGUUACCAAACAUUUUCCUGGUGAAUUUGGUAGUGAGAUUCUUGUUCAAAAAGUUGUCAAUACAAUAUUACAUCAAACUGCCAAAAAGAACCCUGAUGAUUAUACCCCUGUAAAUAUUGAUGGUGCUCAUGUACAGAGAGCUGAUGAUGUACAGCAAGGACAAGAUGUGGAGUCACAACUUCCAACCAAAAUUAUUCUUACUGGACAGAAAAUGAAAACGUUGCACAAGGAAGAGUUGAAUAUGAGUAAAACUGAAAGAACUAUUCAACAGAAUAUUGCGGACCAGGCUUCUGUAAUGCAGAAACGGAAAACUGAGAAAUUAAAACAAGAACAAAAAGGGCAACCUAGGACUACUUCCCCUGGUGCUAUUCGUGACGGACCGUCAUCUGCUCCUGCUACGCCUACAAAGACCCCGUAUUCUCCAACUUCUACAAAAGAAAAGAAGAUCCGAAUAACAACAAAUGAUGGGCGACAGUCUAUGCUUACAUUGAAGUCCACAACAACAUUUGUGGAGUUGCAGGAAAGUAUAGCCAGGGAAUUUAAUAUUCCUCCAUACUUGCAAUGUAUUCGCUAUGGCUUUCCUCCCAAAGAGCUUCUGCCACCCAAGGAAGGCCUGGAAAAUGAGCCAGUUCCCUUGCAGCAUGGUGAUAAAAUAACUAUAGAGAUCUUCAAAGGUAAGGUUGAAGGCGGCAGUCAGCCUGCUUCAGCACCCUCAACCCAUGCUGUGAAACAUGAAGAUGCUGCAGUAACCAGUAAAAUAGCUUCCAAGGAAUUGCAAGAGCAGGUUGAUAAAGAAAUGUACUCUUUGUGUCUUCUUGCAACACUAAUGGGCGAAGAUGUUUGGUCAUAUGCUAAGGCACUUCCUCACUUGUUUCAGCAGGGUGGGGUGUUCUACAGCAUAAUGAAGAAAACUACAGGUCUGGCUGAUGGCAAGCACUGUACUUUUCCAUACCUGCCUGGUAAAAACUUUGUGUACAAUGCAGCGGAAGAUAGAUUAGAACUGUGUGUGGAUGCUGCUGGGCACUUCCCUAUUGGUCCUGAUGUUGAAGACUUGGUUAAAGAGGCAUUAACUCAAGUACGAGCAGAGGCUACUUCAAGAAGCAGGGAAGCAAGCCCUUCACAUGGACUUCUGAAAUUAGGUAGCGGUGGUGUAGUAAAAAAGAAGUCUGAGCAACUGCAUAAUGUAACUGCAUUUCAAGGAAAGGGCCAUUCACUAGGAACUGCAUCUAGUAGCCAACAACUUGAUCAAAAAGCCAGAGAAACAAUGCUUUUAAGAAAGCAUAGCACAGAAACAGACUUCAGUCCCAAUCCUGCUAAAAUAGAGCCAUCUAUAAUCACAUCUGCUCCUGGUAACAGUGAGCUUAUCCGCAUAGCUCCUGGAGUAGUGACAAUGAGAGACAGCAGGCAGCUUGACCCUACUUUGGUUGAGGCACAGCGAAAAAAAUUACAGGAAAUGGUUUCUUCUAUUCAGGCAUCAAUGGACAGACACCUGCGGGAUCAGAAUGCAGAACAAUCAGCAUCAAUUGAUCUGUCGCAAAGGAAAAUAGAAGCAGUAAGUUCAUCACCUAAAACUGGGAGCAUUCAGGCUAAUUUGCCUGAAUCUUUUUCUGUAAUAGGUGGUACUGAACUUUCAAAUACAGAAACAACUGCUGGCAAUGUGGUAAAUUCAAUGGGAGCAACAUUCCACACAAGACCUAAAGCACAAAAAGGAAAUUCUGUUGAGGAAGCUGAGGAGAUGGAUAGUCAAGAUGCAGAGAUUUCUAAUACAACCGAGCCAAUGGAUCACUCUUGAUUGGUUAAAAGCUGAUAAAUAUAGAGAUUACUGUUCAAAUGUAAUGUUUGUUGGCUGGGCCACAUAAAAUGAUUAGUCAUUAAAUCUUGUAUGUUUCAAAGAUUAUAUCGUCUUAUCCAGUGCAUGAUAGCAAGUGUGUGGUUGGCAAUAGCUUUUAAUAUUCCAUGCUGCUGCCCAGGCUGGCUCUCAGUUAGGUGUAAAUUAGCUAUUAGAAAAAACACUGAGAUGAAUAUCUGCUGUAGAUGUGGGUUAUUGAAAGUUUUUUGUAAUUUUAAUUCCAUGAAAGUCUUAAAAUUUAAACCCAUGUGAGAUUCUUUGUGCUAGUUUAAGAUUACCAAAAAGGCUAGAACAGAGUAAAAAUACAAAAUUGACGAAGAUAAUGUUACCCCAGAAGUCUUGUGUCCAAUCAAAUUUAUAGCGUAAACAGACAUUUACAUUAAUUUCAGAAAAGCAACUGAAAUUUAAAUUGUAUGUUUACUUCAUAAAACUAUAUAUACAACACUUUAAUUACAAGACACUGACAUUCCCUUAGAUUUAAACACUUUCAUCCAUAUGCCUGUAUGUGCUUGUCAGAAACUUGGAAUAUAAGUAAUUAUAAGUAAGCUCUCUUGAACUUCUGCAUAUUGUCAAUUUGAGCAAGAUUAGGAAAAAAGGUUAUUUAGCGUAAAACAAAGACAAAGCGAAUGUGGUGCAGUUAUGCAUGGCUGUCUGAGCCAACAGUCAUUCUACUGCUCUGUGAUAGCAUGCACUUUUUUGCCAUGCAAUGUUUUUGAUAGUGGGAUGGAGGAAAGACAGGUUGGAAAAUGUUGUAAGAAGUUACAACAGAUUAAUAGCAAAUUAGUAAAGAUUUUGAUUAUUAGCACUGGUAAAUGGUGGCUAUAGUUAAGUAAUGGCUAAUUUUCAGAGCAUGAGGAAUUAACAGAAUUUACUAGAAAAAUAGCUCUUGAAUGAGUUGCAUUGUUCUAAAAAAAAAUUUCAGUGAUAGUUGAGCUUCUCAAAGCUCAUUUUUUAAAUUACAUGGAAACAGGAGAAAUAUACUGUUAUAAAGGCUACUGUUUCUAUUGGCUUCACUUGUUUGUGAUGCAAAUUUCCCUGCGUCAGUUCUUGAUAAAGCUGGUAUCUGCCUAAGAACCUUAUUCAUCAGGUCUACAGUGAUAGUUCUUAAGAAGCAGCCGCUGUGCGUGCUCCAUUAAGAUGGAAUGUUUAUCUAUAUUGAUAUUUCACUUUGCCUUGUAUAUUCAUAUUUUAAGUGCAUUAUUGCUGCUUCCUCUGAUUUAAGCAAAAAUGGAUUAGGCAAAAGAUGUUAAUACAGCCUCAAAGGAAUUUAAAACAUUUAGAUCUUGAAGUCAGUGUUUGUGUACACAUGGGAUUUUACUAGUUCCACAGAUAUUAAGUUUUUAUUAUAAGCAAGUUUGUAUUCAGAAAAAUAUUUCCUCACUUUUUACAUUUAUAGUCACAUCACCAGAAACAAAUUCUAAGCACUGUUAUGAUAAAAUGCCCUAAUUAAGGGAGAACAUAUUUUUUAUAUGGAAAAGUACCUGAAGCAAGUCACUUAAAAUAUCCAAAUUUACUUAAAUUACUAGUAAUUAAAACAACAUAUAUUGGCUUUGUCUUUUCAUACAGGGAAUAAAUAUUUCAUAAGGUAGUGCACUACUAACAUGUAAAACAUACAAAUCAUCUUUUCAUGAAUGAAUGCUAAUUUAAAAGAUACCCGUUGCUAAUUUAAUCAUUUGGUUGAGAAUUGCAAUCCAUGAAGUAAACUUAGUACCAAAAUUGAUCUCUCUGGUGCAUUGAUUAACUGACAUUGCUUAUUCAGUGAGAAAUAGGAUGCACACACAGCAGCUGGAAGUUUGCUAUAACCUCAGACUUUGCAUUAGUGUCCAGUGCUGCAGCCUCGUUGUUGGAGGCUAGAGAUAGAAAUAGAAUGUGGAGACAGAAAGCACAAGCCUCUACAUGGUGACAGAUGUUAGAAAAAGGGACUCGCAAUAGUAUAGCGUUUCCAGAAAUCACUAUAAAUGAGCAGGGAUUGAGAGAGGAGGUACCUGGGUGGUUCUGAAUUUUAGUGAGUCUAGCUGAUAUAGGAAUUUCUUAAACACACACACUAAAAUCUCUUCAGUGAAAAGGAGAGAGAAACCUUCCCCAUAAGUAUGUAUAGGGUGUUGGGAGAGUCUGAAGUAUUUCCAUGCAUUUUUAAAUUUAUUACACCUCCCCUUCUUCCUUGGUUCUGCUUAGAGGUAUGGUGUGUAUCUGUCAGCUACAUGUUGCGUUUUCAGGGGGACUGCAUAGAUAUGUAUGUGUGCACAUUUUAUUGCUUGAAGAGGAAGAUUCAGAGCAGUUUUAACUUGUAUUUUUUUUUGUGGUUUAUUCUGUUAAAUCUUUCCACACACCUUUCCUUUAUGAACAGAAUUUAAAAAGAUGCAGCUAUUCAUUCUUUGUAUUUUGGCCCACAAUUAGUGUCAUAUGCCUGGGACCUAUCACAAAUCAUGUCUCUCAGAACCUUUUACUUUGUGAAAUAAAAAAAAAUAGGAAGGAGGUAUAGUUAAAUGUUCAUAACGACAGGAUGCAUGAGAACUGGAAUUGAAGCUUGUUUUUUUAAUUUCAUGUGAGCACUCCUAUUUUCAUGGAAACUUGCAAUUAAUGUGUGUAUUUCUUUGCAGUUUUCCUUGAGUUAACUUUCUGAUGCACGUAAACAUCAGUGUUUUAGUGAUAUGACCCUACAACAUAACCAAAGUGAAGUCAGAUUUCAUUUGCACCUGAGGGAGGUGUAUAGCUGUAUGAAAGAAAUUCAAGGGUACUUUUAAGUUUGGGCAAAUGUUGCAUUUGAACUCUAGUGGACAUAUCAGAAGCAAAUAUAGUAUACUUGUCUUUCUACCACUUGUGUGCUUGGCAUAUUUCCCAAAAGAGGGUCAGGAAAAAGGUGUGUGUGGGGGGGAGAGAGGGAUAUGUUGGUGGGAGGAGAGCUUUAGUAAAGUAAUAAGUGGUUAAUAAAACUGUGUGAGCAGGUUUAUCUAAAAAAGUGCAAAGAUUAGUCAGUAUAGUUUAUCAUCAGGCCUACUAAUACUUGCUACAGAGUCACCAGUUUGAAAUUCAGUAGUAGUUCCCACUGUUUGGGGCAGCUGUACCAGUUUCUAACCCUGCCAACAUUUGCUUGGUGUGCCCGACAAACGAGACUAAGUUUUGGAGUUUUUCAAGCUCCAUUGCAGGUUAGUGCAUGUGAUUUGGACAAAUCAAGUAGCUACUGUCGGUAUGCCAGAGCCCAACACAAAGACUUGCUAACAUAGGGAUUGGAAUCCAGACUAUUGGGCAAAUGCGUUUGAAUCAAUAUCAGUGGAUACUGGAUACCACUGGAGUACAGCAUGUAGUUAGCUUUCCAGCCAAAUUACAGAUUUUAACAGUAUUGUUAUAAAGGUUGGUGAUAAAUAAGUACUCACUAAUGUUUUAUAUUUCUCUGGGAAUUAAUAUUUGAAUUUCAUUGUGUGAGUGAAGUAGAGGUUGACGUUCCUUUCUUAAAAUGCUGCAUCAAUUACUAUAAUAUUCUUUGGGACAGCUUCUCUUUUGCAAUCACAAAGACACUCAUUUAUACAGUUGAAUUUUUUUUGAGCUUUUCAAGUUUAAAUAGUAUCUAUUAACAAAUGUAAAACAUAGCAGCAGAGCUUAAAAGGUUCUGAUACUAUUUGAAAUUAAAGGCAGUCCUUUAUUUUACAUACCUAUUGUGUGGUUUAAUACUGAUGUGGAAGUUGUUUUAAAACCACAGAUCAAGCAUGUGAACAUAAAAUAGCUCUAUGUAAGGACAAUAUGGCUGUGUUAAUGUCUUAACAAGGUUUCUGUAGCCUCCAAGAGAAUACUCCGGCAAACUUCACAGAAGUACACUGGCUCAGAGCUAUGUGCUAACUCCACACAAAGGGCACAUUUUUAAAACCAAAGUGUUUAAUUUAAAACCUUCAAAAUAUAUUUUAAAAAAGGGUGAGGGCAAAUAUACUACCCCCACUGACUAAUUCUGCCUUUUCUCUGGAACACACUGAAAUGCUGGAUAUUACAGUUCAGAAUUUGAUAUUUAGAAGUGAGAGUUUCAGCACUAUGCUCUAACAGAUUUGAACAAAAGUGAAUGAUUGAGGAAAAUGCCAUUGAUAUUUGUACAGUUGUUUGACCUUGACCAUUUAAAAAAAAAAAUUAUGGAGUCUACAUACGUUUGUAGUACAAUAUUAAUAUGAAGUCAAGCCUGCAUUAGAACACCAAUAGUGAUUUGUUUAAUGUUGUUUUGCUUGUGAAUAUCAGUUAUUGAGUAUUUUCAAUUUUAAGAUGUUGCAUAAAAUCUGUAGAAUGCAGAAUUCCCUCUGAGCCCUUAUGCCUGUGGUAGAGCAAUAAAAGAUUGAAACAUGAUUGGUAUUUUCAGAUUUAUUUUAUUUUUAAUGAGGAUUAUUGCCAAGAAACAAGAGUGCACUAUUUGGAGGUAAUGCUAUUUAAAAUAUGUAUAAAUAAGCAUUAAUAGUGUAUAUAUUUAGAAAACAAAUCUUUUUAAACAGUAAGUGCUUUACAUGUUGACUUUAAAAAUAAAUUAGCGUAAAACAUUGUAACAUCUUCACAGCUAUGGCUGUUAUCCAGAACAUUUUGGUUUGUUUUAUUUGUGAUUCCUGUACUAAUUACAUUUGGUUUUUAUCUGUAAUGUAACAAUAGUGUAUUAUAACAGUAUAUAGUGUACUAUACUACACUUCACUGUACAGUAUUUGGAAUUUUCUUUGAUUGCUAUAAUUAAAACUAUAAGUUAAAAUGUCGUC